AUGUCAUCAUCUACUUCAACUAAUGACGUAACAAUUUCUAAAAGUAUGAAAUUCUCUGAGGAUCAAAGGCGUAAAUUAAUCGGUAAACUUGCUGCUAUUUCAAGAGGAAAAGAUCUUAAUUCUCACGAUCAUGAUGAAAAAAUAUCAUCUGAUUCAAAUUAUUCUAAUGAUUCUAAUAUUAUACCCAUUUUUAUUCUUGCCUUUUUGUUUGUAAACCUUGAUUUAUCUAUUGGUUCAGAUUAUGUUAAUGAUUCUACUAUUCAAAUUAUAGCUUAUUAUUGUUUUAAUUUACGUGUAAUUAACUUAAAUAAUUGUAUACAUAUUACAGAUUCUUCUUUGGAAUCUCUUUCAAUUCAUCAUUGCGCUUCAUCUUUGGUGUCUAUUAAUUUAUGUGGAUGUCGUAAGAUAACUGAUAUUGGAAUCAAGAUGUUAUCCGAUUAUUGUCAAGCUUUAACUUCUUUAAACGUUGCCGAUUGUGGAAAAAUUACUGAUAAAAGUAUUAUAAAGAUCUCAAAAGGUUGUCCAAGAUUACGUCAAAUACGUUUAUCUGAUUGUCCAAGAAUCACUGAACAAUCAAUUGAAGCUUUAAUUUUGAAUUGUCCACGUCUUUGUUGGUUGGAUAUUGCUCGUAUUGGAAGAAUUACUGAUUCUACUGUUAGAUUAAUUGCUAAUAAAUGUAAAGAUAAUAUUGAAUGGUUAAAUUUAGCUCGUCCUUCUCCUAUAGAAGCCGUUUAUUCUUCUGCUCUUACAACAAUUGCAAAUCAUAGUUUUUCACUUAUAUGUCUCACUAUUAUUGGAUGUAAAUUAGUAACAUGUGAAUCUCUUAGAUAUUUGGCUCAAUUAAGAAGAAAAUCUGGUCAUUUAGGAUGUAUAACAAUGGGCGAUGCUGUAGGAAUUACUGAAGAAGAUAUAGAAAGUAUUACAAAUGAACCUGAAGGACUAUUAAGUGGAUGGCAAAAAAGUUCCGUGGAUGAAAAUAGUUUAAAAGAAAUUUUGGAUGGUGUAAGUUGGGAUGAUGUUGGAACGUGGUAUGAUGAACGUAGUAGGAUGUGGUGA
Messenger RNA from Dentiscutata erythropus, 1056 nucleotides. The record is from the annotation of a GenBank genome assembly. Lineage: Eukaryota; Fungi; Glomeromycota; Glomeromycetes; Diversisporales; Gigasporaceae.